AUGACCUCCCGAGCCAACGACAGGCACCUUCCGGUACUUGCACCUGGCCCGCGAGGUCUUGUAAAACCUAAUCUACCAACGCGUCUCGCUCCGGGGCCACGGAAAAUCUCGGCGGCCUGUUUACCGUGCAAGCAGGCUAAAAGAAAAGUGAGUUAUCGAUCUACCGGAGGAGCUGAUUGUGUUUUCAAUCUGACCCUUGACCUUCGCCGCAAAGUUUCCCAGAGACGCACAAUCAAUGAACGGGACUAUUACCGCAAUGUACUAUCUUCUCUGCUGGACGAAAUUCGCUCGUCGGAGCCAGUCAGGAUCAACGAACUGGUCAACUUCAUACGCAGCGAUGCCUCGAUGGGCCGGAUCGCCACCGUCCUUGCAGAUACAACAAUCAGCCUCGAUGGUUUCAGUUCGAUAAGCCUAGACAACAAUCCGAGCGUGGAGAGUGCUCUUCAGAGUUUACUCCCACCGCCAGAUCCAUGCUCGACAAAUGCAUGCUUUCGAAUGACCCUCGAGAGUCUUGUUGACAUACCCUUGUUCCAAGUCCCCGCGAAACCUUGGACCAAUGUCACUGAUGAUGACAACCUUGUCUCCCAUCUGGUCUCUCUAUACUUUACAUGGGACCAUCCGUGCUGGCAGUUGAUGGAUCAGAAUGUCUUUCUGCUGCAUAUGAAGACGGGCAAUCUGGGGUCACAAUACUGCACACCAUUCCUGGUGAACAGUAUUUUGGCUAUGGCCAGUGUAUACUCUGACGCCCCAGACGUUUUUACCAUUCCUGGGGAUACGGACUCCUGCGGGUCGCACUUCUAUAUGGAAGCUGAAAGGCAUUGGAGGGCUGAAGAGGGAACUGUGGGCUUGGCCAACAUCCAGGGCUUGGCUAUCAUGUGUCGUGUGUUGAAAUGCCAGGGAAAGGACGGAGUUAGUUGGCUGAUGCUGAAACAAGCUGUACAGCUUGCACAAGAUUUUGAUAUGUUUCGAGCCCCAACAUUGCGUGUAAGUUGGGGGGAAAUGGACGCAGACAUGCAGCGUAUUCAUGCAACCACUGCCUGGGGGAUCUUCGUCCUGAAUUUGGACAUGUCUAUGGAACUGCACAAAGACGCGAAUCUCGAGGCCCCGGUCUGCCGGCCUUAUACGUCUGAUGACCUGAAUGACAAUAUCGCGUGGACCCCUUAUCCUCGCUCGAACCAAGUCGAAUACGCGGAGAAGCCAGGACUUCUCCGUUAUGUUGCGACAGAACUCGCCAAUCUGACGGAAAUCACUGCGGGUAUCCAGCAACUGUUCUUUAUGGAUGCUUGCCACAUGGAGAUCAAUGACCUCUGGAGAAAGACUAACCGAAUAUACUCGCGUCUCCAGCUAUGGCAUGAAAACAUGCCAGACGUUUUGGAGAUUGACGAUCGCCCUGUCCCGCAAGUACUGUUUCUUCAUCUCAAAUACCACCAGGAGAUAUUAAUAUUGUUCAAUGCCUUUGUGGGUUAUAAGGGCCUAGGCGGCCCGUCACAUCUAGCCUGGUUCGAACAAAGCAGACUAGCCAGCCUUCAAUCGGCCAAGGAUAUCUCCCAAUGCUUCAGCAUCCUGCGGCUAUCCUAUGGGUAUAAGCGGAUGCCCAGCCACAUGCUCGAGGCGGCGGCCACUAGUCUUCUUGUAGUGAUGAGCGACUUGACGAACGAGGAAUCCAGGAACGCGUUUUUUGAGCUUUGUCGGAUCGUAUUAGUGUUCAGCAAGCGAUUGAAACAGGCCAAACGCGUGAUCCCGAGUAUUCUCUCGAUUGCACAGCAGUCGGGAAUCAUCUUACCACCGGAAGCAGUGUUGAUUUUUGAAUCGGGAAUAUGA
Aspergillus ruber CBS 135680 is the source of this 1821-nucleotide messenger RNA. RefSeq names its product putative C6 transcription factor. Gene Ontology annotation, biological process: DNA-templated transcription. Gene Ontology annotation, molecular function: DNA binding; zinc ion binding. The record is from RefSeq and is a predicted model, not a curated record. Lineage: Eukaryota; Fungi; Ascomycota; Eurotiomycetes; Eurotiales; Aspergillaceae. Bases 1 to 1821 code for a protein of 606 amino acids. The transcript has 6 exons.